AUGACUAACACCACCGCUGGGAUAGAUUUAGAUCUGCUUCAAACAGGGUUCAAUAGCUCCAGUCUAAUUGAAGACAGCAAGCUUUUGGAAAUGGGCAAAGCCUUUGCCCAUUCAGGAGCUUUCAUUGUCACCGUUAUUUUCACCUGCCUCAUCGUAGUGAUUGUGCAGAACUCUUCGGAGCUGCGUGAGAACCCCCGCUAUGUCCUGUUGUGUCUGCAUUGCAUGUGCGUGAGCAUCUUCAACAUUAUGGGUGUAGUGGUGCACAGUUUACGCAGCCUUCGAUGGCCUGUCUCACGAAUUGUCUGCUGGAUCCUCUUUGACCUGCAGGUAGUGAUGGCACGAGGUCUGAUGAUCACCCUAACGCUAAUGUCUGUCACCACUUGUCUCUCUGUUUCCUUGCCGCUCCGUUACCCGGCUCUUGUCCAGCGCUACCGCCACUGGGUGAUGCUGGCGUCUUGUGUUUUUGCCCUGUUCAACCCUGUGGUGUUCACUGUCCUAGCCUGCGUACGCAACCCCUGGGACUACGUGAUUGGACUGGACACAGAGUGCUCUACAGCUUUGGAAGGCAUGGCUUGCAUUGUUAGUGCUUUAACGCAGCUGUCAUUGCUGAUUAUACUCAUAAUCGGAAGCUACGUGGUCAUUUACCUGGAGGGCUGGCGUGCCGGUCAUUUCACACCUUCAAACAGUAAGGGCCGCCGCACCAUUUUCAUCCACUGCCUGCAGAUGAGCUUGCACAUCCUCCCCUCUCUCAUCAUCAUCUCGCGGCAUCAGGAGAGACUCGCGGUGGCACUGGCACUUUUCAUCGUCUUUUGUUCUGCACAGUCGCUAAGUCCUGUGGUAUUUGGCCUGCGCUGCAAAGAGCUCUCCAUGGAGAUGCAACAUCUCCUGCCGUGCACUCAGGGUAUCUGUGGCCACAUUGGGAGCACGGAUAACACAAGUACAGAGACAGUAACUAGUGCAGGCAGUGGGGCCUGUAUAGAGACACAUGCCUCUGCCUGCGUGGCCACAGGCACCGUGUCUGCAGUUAUUUCAAAGUUUGAGGAGGAGCAGAAAGACGUCACAGAGGUAACCGUGUAA
Messenger RNA from Triplophysa dalaica, 1077 nucleotides. RefSeq names its product muscarinic acetylcholine receptor M4. NCBI's taxonomy places the organism in Eukaryota, Metazoa, Chordata, Actinopteri, Cypriniformes, Nemacheilidae. Bases 1 to 1077 code for a protein of 358 amino acids. The transcript is spliced from 2 exons. The record is from RefSeq and is a predicted model, not a curated record.